GUCUUCUUCUAAUUCCAACUUUCUUUUACUCUCUCUCUCUCUCUCUCUAGAUUAGUAAACAACUUUUCAACUUUUUAUACUUUCUACUGAAACUCCUCUCAGAUCCUAGCUACCUCUCUUCAGUGAAGCCUUAUUCCACUUCUUCUUAGUCCUAACCAUUCUUAUGAAUUACAUCAUCGAAUGAGUGAGUGAUCUGUCUUUAAAGCUAAUGGCUUUCUUCAUCCUCCGAUCUGGGUUUUGGUUUUAACUUCAUUACCCAAGUAGAAAAAUAAUCAAAAGACGAGAGAGCUUGUAAUUAGGGUUUAAAGGUUUCACCCUCUUCGUGGAAUCGUUGUAAAGGAAACAUGAUUCAGCUACUGUUUCUGGUUCUGUUCGUGGAAGGUGCGAUUACAUUCUUGCUGCUGAUAAAGAUUGGUCCUUUGAGGGAGCUUGUGAUUAAAAGCCUCGACCAGAUGAAGAUGGGGAAAGGUCCCGCCACCGUGAAAACCAUCGCCGGAACCAUGGCUGUUAUCCUCUUCUCCAAUCUAAUGAGCAUUGUCAAGAUCCAGAACAAAGGUGCCAAGCUCGGGACUAUGUCUCCCAUGGAUCAGGUUCUUUGGCGGACCCACUUGCUUGAAGCUUCUCUAAUGGGAGUGGUACUUUUUCUUGGCUUCGUGAUAGACAGAAUGCACCACUACAUGAGAAAGCUAAUCAAUAUAAGAUGCAACGUCGGGUCAUCGAAAGAAGAACUUGAACAGCUACGGAAAGAGAGAACCGAACUGAAGGAGAAAGAGGAGAAGGCGUCCAAGGAAAUCAAGCAGCUUCAAGAGAAAGUGUCAAGUAUGUCAGAGAGGCUGAAGAAAGCGGAGACGGAGUCCAAAGAGAAAGAAAAGAAGGUGGAGGCAGCUGAGACACAUGUGACGGAUCUCCAAAAACAGUCCGCAGAGCUGCUUCUUGAGUACGAUAGGUUGCUAGAAGAUAACGAGAAGCUCCAGAGUCAGAUUUUGGGGAACACGAAGAGCUAAUGUUUGUCAUUUUUACCGAGGUUGUUGUUCUUUUAAGAGUAUUUGUUAACAAUGGUGAUUGAGAAGAGAGUUUUGCAGUUGAGUGUUGAAUGUCUGAUUGCUGCAAAGAUGAAUUUUAGAUUUUAAUUACAGAUGAGAGAUGAUGUUAAUGUUAUUUUAUCAGUUUUAAAGUU
Messenger RNA from Raphanus sativus (radish), 1177 nucleotides. RefSeq lists its product as uncharacterized. The record is from RefSeq and is a predicted model, not a curated record. The transcript has 2 exons. Bases 345 to 1004 code for a protein of 219 amino acids. Gene Ontology annotation, biological process: endoplasmic reticulum to Golgi vesicle-mediated transport; intracellular protein transport. Lineage: Eukaryota; Viridiplantae; Streptophyta; Magnoliopsida; Brassicales; Brassicaceae. Gene Ontology annotation, cellular component: endoplasmic reticulum; endoplasmic reticulum membrane.